Molecule: messenger RNA, 6662 nt
Organism: Doryrhamphus excisus (bluestripe pipefish)
Lineage: Eukaryota; Metazoa; Chordata; Actinopteri; Syngnathiformes; Syngnathidae
Gene: prkacbb
Product: protein kinase, cAMP-dependent, catalytic, beta b
Biological process (GO): protein phosphorylation
Cellular component (GO): nucleus; cAMP-dependent protein kinase complex; cytosol
Molecular function (GO): ATP binding; cAMP-dependent protein kinase activity
Source: RefSeq, a predicted model, not a curated record
GGGUUCAAUGUUUUGUUUUAUUAUCACGUAGCCAAUAGCUAGCUAGCUUGUGGCGACACCAGAACUGUCCCAAGCAACAGAGGCACGACUGUCACCCAUCACUUUCCUGCAAAAAACAGCCUUUUAUGUGUCUUUUUGAUAUUACGCAACUAGUUGGCUUAUUUGUUGUGAUACAUUCUUCGGUGAGCUAAAUGCAGAGCUAGCCACCGCAGUACCCCGUUAGAUGUUGAUGGAAGGGGUGGGAAUUAAAAAAAAGCACAAUCUGUCAUUAUGAAAGUAUAACAAGAGCAAAUUAGUUAAUACAUUGUUGUUACGGGCCUUAUAUUGACAUAGCAGUUACCAUGCUAACUGUAGCCAUAAACCGGAGUUGUGGUGAGGGGGAUUAGCCAUCAGAAGGCCCCUGUCAUUUUAACGCCCCUUGAUGGUGGGAGCCAUCAGGCAUGUGUGCGUGUGUUGUCACUUCCUAUUGGCAUGCUACAAGUCUCCAGACACCUCAUCAUCUCUCAAUCUGGACAGCACUGAUCAAAUCUGCAGCUAGAAACCACAAAACCAUGUGUAAUUGUCUUGAAUAGCUAUUCAAACUCAACUAGAAUGGGAGGGUGUGCUUUGCUUCUGCCCCCACCCCAGGGGCUGCAUUGCCACAUUUUAUUCUUGGCUGCAUAAACAAAGCCUUCCAGCUGCACUGCACAGUUGUUACCAAAUAUGGAAAAGAAAUGACAAAUGCACGCGUUCUCGUUCACAAAAAGUGGCACCAGACAACUCUUCAAAUGUCAUCUUCAAAUGUAUGACCUGCAGCUUCUAUUUAAUGGCGUGGUUUAGGGUCCAUCAUGGUUUACAGACCUUGUCAUUGACUGGAGCAGCUUGUCAUCAGACCUCCGUCAGGGGAUAAAGGGGUAUUACAAGCUUUGAACGGUUUGACGUAAUGUGACCCAGGCCGGUGUUAACGUACUUGUAUGCUCCCAUGUUGUCAUCACUGAACAUCUACUGUAGAGUAAAUCAUCAGUGUUUCCCUGUUUUCCUUAUGCAUGCUUCUAAAAAGUGUAUUUUGAGUGGCUAAAGUUAGACCACUUGUGCACCGGAGUUGAACAGUGCCAGUUGGGGAAUAUAAAUAAUAGUAGCCUACAAGAAGUCAUUUGCCGUUGUCAUCUUGGGAACAAAAAAACACACAAGUCUUCAUCUUCCAUGUCCGAAUUGAACAGCUUCAUAAUAUCAAGACACUCAUGUCAACAUCCAGGCACCACACCUACAUUCCAGUAUAGAAGGUGGCGGCAUGCACCUUUUUGUUGGUUUUGACCCGCCGCAAACAUGAAGAAUGUCAACAGAUAGAUGUGUCCCUAUGGAGCUACUAAUUGAGAUGGACAGGUAUUUUAUUCAUCUACAAGAAAACAACGCGGCAUUUUACAUUUUGUUUUAUAUUUUACAUGUAUAUUUAAUUUAUCUCUUUUUGUUCAUUUAUGUCAGCGGGUAUGAUUUGUUUGGCCAUAGCACUACGUACAUCACUUAUGAAAUAGCUGGAUAUUGCAUAAUAUUUCUGAUGGAUUUAUCCUCUGGACGUCAUAAGAACGACUGUACAGUGGCACCUUUGUGGCCUCCUUUGAGUCAUCAUAGUGCCUGGAUUCUCCUGGGUCCAGGUAUGUCUGUGAUUUCAUAUUCAUUUAUUCAUUUUCUACCGCUUAGCCUCACAUUUUUUCAUUAAUUUUAACAUAUUUGCAAUCUUGGCGGUAUGUGUUAAUUGAAUAAUUCUAAGUCGCACAAUGUUUUACAUUAUUUUACACAUAAAUUGUGAUUGUCGCCCAUUCAAUUGUUAAUAGUAAACGUCGUGAAUGGGGGCUUCAUAACAUGUUUUGGUUGUUUUCUGUACUUUUUUGCUCCCUCAUGGAGCGUUUUCCAAAAUACAUAUUUAAAACGAUUAAUUCUGAAGUAUAGAAGACGUCAAGCUUUGUAUAACCCGCUGGGUUCAAAGCGUUAGAAAAAGUGGUGGCUUAUAGCACCUGAAUAAAGUUGAAACAUUACAAAAAAAAAGGGAAACGUUAAAAGGUUGACAAAAAAUUAAAGUUGUAAUAACCUGGAUAAAGGUGGAACAUAAUAUUACCCGAAAAAGGUGAAAUGUGCAAAGAAAUUAUAAAUAAAAUUGAAUGUUAUCAGAAUGGGAGAAGCCCAGUUUCACGCCAAAUUACUUUCUUUUUUCCCAAUAUUUCAAUUCUUCUUUCUAGUAUUAUUACUUUUGUCAUCACAAUAUUCUUGUAAUUUUAAUACUUUGCUCUUGUUCUAUUUUAACCAAUAUAUGACUAUUAGCUAUAUAAAUUCUAAUAUUACAAUUUUUUGGCUAUUUUUCUCUCCCAUGCAAUUAACAUGUUCACAAAAAAAUCUGCAACUCCAACCACUUCUGCUUGAUGUUUGUGUCUAACAAAUAUAUUGAGCCGGUGUUAGAAAAAACUUAACUGAAACCGAAUGCGCAGACCUCAUUAUCUGAAACAUUGGCAUAGUUCAACAAGAUAAAACAACAUCCUAAAAACAUUUCUAGUUCAGAAAAGUGGAAAAAGGUUUCUGGGUUAUACACUAAAAUGUGAUUAUUAUGUGGUAGCCUACUCGGGUCAUUCAGAGGUCAAGAAGUAAACUUCCCUCCUUCAAUUAAAUAGUCAGCUCACUUAUUCUGCAGAGCAAACCUUGCUGACAAAGAAUAUGGUGAAAAAAUAGAAAGACGAAGCGUACUAUGAAAGACCAUGCAUGCACCAGAAGUCGCAUUAAUGGUAAAAGUAUGUUAUUAUUAUUGGUUAUAAUUUGGUUACUUGGUUCAUGGAAAUGCAUUUUAAAAUAUGUGGCUACCGACCCCUGCUUGACAAUGCCUAAAAACUUCCCCAUUCUGAGUACUUGUUUUUUUAAUAAAACAACAUGACUCAUAUUUGCCUUGUCUGAACUCAUUUUGUGGGGAAAAAAAUAUCAGGAUAUACAGUAUAUUGUUUAUCGCUAUUCAAGCUAAAUAUAUUGGGAUAUAAGUUUUGGUCCGUAUUGCCCGGCCCGACUAUAUUCAACUUGUUAAAAAGCCAGGACUGUUAAACCUGUUAAAGGUGACACGGUGGCCCAGUUGCAGAUUCGUUUCUGUGUGUGCGAGUGAGUGGAGCAACUCUGAUGAGGCAACCUGGUUACCUACAUUGCUGAAUACACACAAGAUUACCUGUGUUUACACUACUAAGACGUCUGCCUACGUGGAUGGAUCGCUGACAGUCACAGCAGAUUAGCAUCCUUUGUGAGUGGGUGUGUGUGGACAAUUUCAACAAUGAAUGAAUGAAUGAACAAAUUAAUUUGCUGCAGUUUGAAGAUUGUCUUCAUGUUUGUCUUCUCCUUUGGUCAACUGCAAUAUAUAUAUAUAUAUAUAUAUAUAUAUAUUUUUUUUUUUUUUUUUACACAACUAUUAUGCUUUUUCCACUUUUCUGACUUAUAAAUGAAGUUAAAAUGUUGUAUUCUCGUGUUAAAGUUAAGAAUUUUGGGAUGGCUCAAAACAAUCGGUUUGAAAAGGCGUGGUAAAACUGUUCCUUUGUGAUGUCACAGAGGGAUGGACUUCCUUAUAUGGUUCAUAGUUAGGAAGGUGUGACCAAUCACAGUAGAGUGGGCAUGCCUGGAGGCGGGCCGUGGGUGGAAUAAAUUACAACAUUUCUGUCCCCGAGUGGAGGCACGACAGAAAAUAGCUGAGAACUGUUGAUGUAAAUGAAGCUGCUAGAAAAUAACUGUUGCACAAAUUGCAUCAUUUCCCGUUGAUUUAAUAAUGCAAGUCAAACAAUUUUAAUUUAAGCUUAUGUAUUUGCCAAAAGAACUGAACUUUGGGCCUUUAUGUCCACAUCAGAAGGAUAAUACAUUUAGAGCUAGGUCAGUUUUCAUUCUGUAUUGAGUUCUGAUACCAACAUAAUCCGUGUGUCAGAAAUCUGAUCUGAUUGUUCAGGUGUACCUAAUGUUUUGUCUUGUGAGUGUAUAUUUCAACAACAUUGCACAUUAAAAUGUAAACAAGGUCCAUUAUCAGCAUUACUAUUUAAAUUCAGAAGCUAAUAUAAACUGUGUAUGAGGUUUUUUCCUUAUCAUUUCCUUUCAAUCUAAUGUAAUACACACCACUGAUAUUGUCAAAGCUGCCCGCAAAUUCCUUCCUGCAGUCAUGUUUAUUGUUGUUUUGUCUACAUCAACGCUUGUCUUUUUCUCUCUCUUUCUGUCUUCUCUUUUUCCGUCCGUAUCAUCCCAUCCGUGUGGGUGGUUGUUCCUGCAAAAAAAAACGUGGUGAUCAAUAGAGACGUUUGGUAUGCACAUUCCUGCAACAGCAACAACAAAAAGAUGAGAUGGCAAAAUUUGGUGCCUGGUCUCAUUGUGCAAAAAGCUUCUCAAUGUGCUUGCUGUUAUUGUGUGCUUUGAUAAUAAGUGUGUGCUUUUUGUUUUUGUUGUAUGUUCUCUCAAUCUGGAUAUCUGCUGUGUUUGCCAUACAUCGUGAAAGAGUUUCUAGCCAAAGCCAAAGAAGAUUUCUUGCGGAAAUGGGAAUGCCCGCCACAGAGCACGACGUGCCUCGAUGACUUUGACAGAUUAAAGACGCUGGGGACCGGCUCAUUUGGGAGAGUCAUGCUGGUGAAACACAAAGGAACAGAGCAGUACUUUGCCAUGAAAAUACUGGACAAGCAGAAGGUGGUGAAACUUAAACAAAUAGAACACACAUUGAACGAGAAGAGGAUAUUACAAGCUGUCAGCUUCCCCUUCCUUGUUAAACUUGAGUACUCAUUUAAGGACAACUCCAAUUUGUACAUGGUAAUGGAGUAUGUUCCAGGAGGAGAGAUGUUUUCACACUUAAGACGGAUUGGAAGGUUCAGCGAACCACACGCACGCUUUUACGCCGCCCAGAUAGUGCUGACAUUUGAGUACCUCCAUUCACUAGAUCUCAUCUACAGAGAUCUGAAACCUGAGAACCUUCUCAUCGACCACCACGGCUACAUUCAGGUGACAGACUUUGGGUUUGCCAAGCGGGUAAAAGGCAGAACUUGGACGUUGUGCGGCACACCGGAGUACCUGGCCCCAGAAAUUAUUCUCAGCAAAGGCUACAACAAAGCUGUGGACUGGUGGGCCCUCGGCGUCCUUAUUUAUGAAAUGGCAGCUGGUUACCCUCCAUUCUUCGCCGACCAGCCCAUUCAGAUCUACGAGAAGAUCGUGUCCGGCAAGGUGCGCUUCCCCUCCCAUUUCAGCUCAGACCUGAAGGAUCUGCUGAGGAACUUGCUGCAGGUGGACCUGACCAAACGCUUCGGCAACCUGAAGAAUGGCGUAAACGACAUCAAGGGACACAAAUGGUUCGCCACAACAGACUGGAUCGCAGUCUACGAGAGGAAGGUGGAGGCUCCUUUCAUACCGAAGUGCAGAGGCCCCGGCGACACCAGCAACUUCGACGACUACGAUGAGGAGGACAUCCGCGUUUCCGUAACGGAAAAAUGCGUGAAGGAGUUUGCGGAGUUUUAAGACAGACGGCUUUGUCAGGGGAUGAUAUAAGGGGGAUCUUUGCACUCUUCUAAAGACUUGGAAUGGAGACUUGGAGACCAUGUUUUCCUCCACCUUCCUCCCCUCUUCUUGUUUCCCUUUCUCAGCUCUAUGACACGAUCUUUCACACAGCUCAAUGAGUUUGCCAUGAUCCUUUGGUGCCGAUAACCUCUCACUGUCACCAACACCUGCAUAUUAAAGCAGACGCACCACUUUUCUUUUUUAACCCAUCUACUGUUUAUUUUGUACUUUUUGAAGGUCUUGGAUGUUGUCCUGCCCUUUUAAACCACGAAGGACAAAGCAAUGGUUCCACUUCCAUGUUACAUGGGGUCCUGUUACGUUCAUGGCCGGUAGCUUCUCGUCCCGUGUGUGCAUAUCUGUCCGUUUUGUAAGAUGUUUGAACACUCUUGAGUGUUUUAAGAGCAUGACUGAAUAGCAAAACUUUGGGCGACACAAGAAGAAGGAGACGUUCCUUCUCCCUUUCUCUGCUUUUGCCUUAGAGAGCCCAGCGAAAGCGUUGAUCCUCCUCGGUAUUCCGACCCAGGCCUACAGCAAGCCAUCGCUGAGAAUAACCAACCUUGUUACAUUAGAGUAUAACGCUAUUGACUUGUUUGAUCCUUUUGGGGUCUUAUAGUUACGUAUGCCAUUUGUUACUCUUUUUUUUGUCAGUGUCUGCUCUUUGUCAUAUUUUUUCAUAUGUUCUCCAAGAUUGCGCAUAAAGACCCCUUAUUACAAUACAAUGUGACUUCUGUAAAUUCAAAAUGAAGUGUAAAAGGUGAGAAAAGUCAAUGUGAAUAGCGUUGAAGCUCUACGCCUCAACAUGGUUAGUGAAACCUUUAAAAAAUAUAAUGUGCAGAAUCAUUUAUUGAUUUUGAGAAUUUAAUAAAACACAAAACUGCAGCUUUUUUUUGUUACCGCCAGUGAAUGUUUGGUUUCAUUUUUUUUUUCUUUCAAGGAAUGUGGAUUGCAAUUUAUAAGUGUGCAUAUUUGAUGGCGUGAAUAUCAAGGUACAGUUUUCUUCACAAAUACACUGGCUCAAGUAAAGAACUGCUCCUUUGUAACACCAUGUAUCCCUGUUACUGUUCAGCUCAUAUACGUAUAUGCAUUGUUUCAUAUGUUUUAUUUAUACACAUUAGAGAUGCUAAUAAAUUUUAUUUUUAAAAGUG